Molecule: messenger RNA, 1059 nt
Organism: Drosophila eugracilis
Lineage: Eukaryota; Metazoa; Arthropoda; Insecta; Diptera; Drosophilidae
Product: transmembrane protein 179
Exons: 4
Coding region: 86-787 (233 amino acids)
Source: RefSeq, a predicted model, not a curated record
UUAUCGAUAACAUGUCUUAUCGAUAAAGUGCAUUGCUGCGUUUCCCUGGAUAUUGUUGAGUUUAAUUUUUAGUUUAAAACACAAAAUGGCCUUGACCAAUGUGCUACAGCUCAGCCAGAUCGCUGGUCAUGUCAUCUUGUUCAUCCUGUCAUUGUGCAUCGUCGUGCCAUUGUUUAUAAACCUCGACCAGUUCUGUGGACACUGUCUUCUCUUCACAACUGGAAAAUGGCGGGAGGAGGAUGGAAUGUUUGAUGUCCAGUGGGCCUCCAAUGGUUUCUGCAAUUUUCCUCUGAUUACUGGUAUCUUUCUGCUUAUCGUUUCGGUGGUGCAGAUAUACAGAUACGCACGCAUGAAGGAGGAGGCCUCGUUUUUAGCUCUAUUCAUUGAUGUGGUCUUGGGCAUCUGGAUGCUGGCUAUGUCCAUUUUGUCGGCUAUAUUCAUUACCCUGGGUUUCAUCGUCUGGUGCGAUGGCAUGACUGAGAGGUUCCCGUCCUGCGCUAUUUCCGCAGGUCAGAACAUCAUCCGCGGCGAUACGGAGAAAAUAAACACUUCUGGAUUCUAUAUUGAAAUGGGAACCACUCAAUUUGGCGCCUGGGGCUCUUUCGCUAUUUCUGUGGGCAUCGGCGUAAUCGCUCUUCUAAAACUUAUCGACAACCACCAGGUGCGCAACAUCAAGGUUUCCAUGUAUUUGGAGCGCCAGCGUUUGAUGAAUCAGCAACAGUACGAUGGCCGGUCAACCCCCCCGAUCGUGUCCAACGCUUCAUCCGAUUCUGAGCAGAAUAAAUAGUUAACGUUUGUGACCAGCCAGCAGUUUAUAAUUCUCUAUGUAUUUCUCAUCAUGUGCGUUAUAAUCAUUGUGUGUCAUUUGAUCCUCGUCCUUAUCAUCGAGGCGGAAACUCGGCAGCACACUAUAUCGAUGUAGCCAAAAGCGCGAAACUAAAGAUAUUAGUCCUAUGAUUUAAGACAAUUUGCGUGAUAUGGUAUUGUAUAUAUGUAUGUAUUUAAUUGAAUAUCCCGUGUUACAAAUAUAGUAAAUUAAAAUUAUUAAUAUAAAUCUAA